AUGAUUACCCAUAUGGUUACACCCGAUUCAACUUCUUCAGCACCAAAUUCGCCUUAUGGAGAAGAUACAAUAAAGUUGAACUCGUCAGUGAUUAGUUCGUCUUCACCAGUACGAUCAACAAGCUAUCUACAGAAUCUACAAUUGCAGCAACAAUUUCUGCAACUUCAAUUUUUACAACUACAACAACAGCAGCAACAACAAGACCAACAAUUGGCUCUACAGCAACAACAACAACAACAACAACUGCAACUGCAGCAAGCUCAACCUUAUGCAAAUCCAUAUUUCCAAACACCAAUAGAUCAAUUAUUUCAAUUUGAUAAUAACCCUAAUUCAUCAUUCAAUCCUACUCGUCCACCAAAUAUCCAUACAAACCAACCAUAUGUGUCUCCAUAUUUACAUCUGGCUCCACUUACAAAUCAUAGUGAUUUGCAACCACAGCCACCCCCAGCACUGCUACUGGAUCUGGAGUUGGGACUAGGAUUGGUAAAGCAACAACAAGACUCAUUACCACCUCAACAACAAGCACAAUCCCAACCAACACCAUUAUUAAAUCAACAACAUCCAUUUUAUAAUGAAUAUAUUAAUGAUAUGCCAUCAACUCAACAUCCUUAUUUGAUUUUCAACAACACUAAUGCUGCUCAUUCAACUACAUCAUUACCUAAUUUAGAUGCAGCAAACCCAUCAUCAAUCUUACCUCAAUCAGCAUUAAAUCAAUCUGAAUAUUAUAAAGUCACUAAUGGUUCUAUGUCUAAUGAUCCACAACCAAGUACAUUUUUAUACAAUUUACAUAAUCAUUCUGCUGAUUUGGUCAUGAAUAAUGAUUUGGAAUUCAGUAAUGCAUCGUUUGAUUCUAUUGGUGGUGUCAGUGUUAGUGCUGCUGCAACAGGUGCCGGUGCCGGUGCCGGUGAUUAUAGUCAUACUAAUAUCACAUCAAAUUUUGCCCAAACUAAUUUGCAUUCUUCAUCUCAACAAAGUGGUGUAUUACCACCACCACCUUCUCUUCCACCACCACCAACAUCUUUACCAUCACAACAAUCUCAGAAUCAAUAUCUUGAUGUUGUACCACCUCAACAAUUGACAAAUAAUGCAUUGAAAACUGAAGCUAAUUCACCAUUAAUUACUGAUAGUGCUAAUUUUACUACUAGUCAACCACAAUUUGAAAAUACAAUUUUGGAGCAAUCACCAAUAUUUAGUAAUAACACUAUUUUAUCUGGUAUUGAUGAACCACUGAAAGAAAAAUCUCCAAAUAUGCUUAAUUCCACUUUACCAUUAUCCAAGUCUACUCCACAUCAUAUAUAUCAACCAUCAUCAUCAUCAUCAUCACACGUACGUCACAAUAAAAUCACGAAGAAAUCAUCAUUAUCAAGAUUGAAUACUUCUUCAAAGAAAAAUUUAAGGGCAAAUUUAGUUCAUUCAUUAUCAACACCAACUGAAUUGGAUGAUGCUAAUAAUAAUAAUAAUGAUAUUGUUACCCCACCGAAAACUUUAUCUCCAUUAUUACGGAAAAAAACAAGUUUUAUAAAUGUGAAAAAGGAGAAUGAUAUUGAUGAUUCUCAUGAUAUUAAUUGUAAAAAUUUCAGUAUUGACAUUGAUGAUAUGGAUGAUGAAGAUGUAUUAUCUGAUUUUUCUCAACCACCACCACCAAUUGGAGGUGUAAGUAAUGACACCAUGAGAUCUUUGGCACCAGUCGGAGGAGUUGGACUUGGAAGUAGUGGAAAUAUUACUGGUUAUAGAUCACUUUCUAAUGCAUCAUCUACUUCAUCUCAUGGAUCACAUCAUGGAUUACCAGUGAUGAAUAUAUUCCGUCAUAAUCCUGAUUCUACAAAACCAUCAACUCCAUCACCUAUUUUAUCUACUGCAUCAUCUUCUUCAACUUUGUCUAAUAAGAAAGUGGUCAAAAAACUAAGAGGCAGAAAAUCGAAAACUAAAAUGAAUAAAUCCUCAAUUAAAACUGAACAAGUUGUCAAUGAAGAACCACAAGUCAAGAAUUAUAAAGAUGAUAAUGAUAAUGAUAAUGAUAAUGGUCAUGGUCAUGAUCAUGAUGAUGAAAAUGGUGGUGUCUCUUCUGAUGUUGGUACAGGUUCAAAUUCUACUCCUUCUACUACUACUAAAGGCAAGAAAAUGAAAUUAAACGUUGAUUUGAACAAUGGUGGUGGUAGUGGUACAGGAUCUGGAAGUUGUAGUGAUGAAAAUACCAGUGGUAAUGGCACUAACACCAAUACUGAUUCUACUUCUACUUCUAAUCCAAUGGUGAAGAAAAAACAUACAAGAAGAAGAUUAUUACCUAGAUCUAAAAAAGGAUGUUGGAUUUGUCGAAUUAAACAUUUGAAAUGUGAUGAAGUCACACCAAUUUGUGGAGGUUGUGCUAAAUUUGGAUUACAAUGUGAUUAUAGUUCUGAAAAACCUGCUUAUGUUACUGAUAAAAUUUUAAGACAAAAGAAAUUAACUGAAGUUUCAUUGAUUAGGAAAAGAAAUCAAGCUAAAACAAAAAUUUCUCGGAAAAAAUCAAGUAAUGAUAUAACCAAUGAUUGA
This is a messenger RNA of Candida albicans SC5314, 2532 nucleotides long. It is a transcript of the gene UME6, whose product is annotated as Zn(II)2Cys6 transcription factor UME6. Gene Ontology annotation, molecular function: zinc ion binding; DNA-binding transcription factor activity, RNA polymerase II-specific. The transcript has a single exon. Bases 1 to 2532 code for a protein of 843 amino acids. The record is from RefSeq and is a predicted model, not a curated record. Gene Ontology annotation, biological process: regulation of DNA-templated transcription. NCBI's taxonomy places the organism in Eukaryota, Fungi, Ascomycota, Pichiomycetes, Serinales, Debaryomycetaceae.